Molecule: messenger RNA, 5229 nt
Organism: Hemicordylus capensis (graceful crag lizard)
Lineage: Eukaryota; Metazoa; Chordata; Lepidosauria; Squamata; Cordylidae
Gene: IMPG1
Product: interphotoreceptor matrix proteoglycan 1
Exons: 19
Coding region: 568-3429 (953 amino acids)
Biological process (GO): visual perception
Source: RefSeq, a predicted model, not a curated record
UAAAACACUCUUCUCUUCUGCUGCUGUCAUCUGGCAGUGUUUCUGGAUGUGACAUAGGCCACAUGACUGGAAUGUCUGAAUGGCCAAGUCUUAGCAGGUAAUGGCCACUAGAAGAAGACUUUCGUUGUUUAUCAUGGUACUGCUGAAAGUCUUCUGGGCUGACAGAUGCCACUCCAGAAGGUUAAUAAGAUGAAGACAGCUCUUCCAGCUGGACCAUAAGAGGGAUUAUGUCUGAGCAGCAGAUAAACAGCUUAUUCCAGAAACAGACACUGCUUUUUUUGUUGUUGUUUAAACUUCGUCACUCUUCUCAGAAUUCUUACUCCAGUCCUACUUUCAUUAUCUGGGGGUUAGAGGUGCAGGCUUGAGAGUUUGUUCGGGUCCUAUGCUCCAGACUUGCUGUUCACAUCGGACCAGCCAUCACUCUAAACAACUCCGCUUUUGAGUUAGAUUUGCAAAAAUAGCAAAGCUAGCAGGAAGUUUAUUUCCUCAAAAGGAAAUCUUAGUCCAGCCUAGUUCUCUUUUCUGCAUGAUUACCUUUGAAAACUGUGAAUGAUUUAAAAAAGCAGCAUGCAUUGGAAAACUGGAUUGAUAGUUCUUAUAAUUUCUCUUGCACUCCAAGUUCAAGGAAGCAAAGAAAUUCCCAAUAAAAUUAAUCGUGGUGAAGCCAAACAUCUUGCAGAUGCUACAGGGUCAGAUAAGUCAGAAAGAAUGACAAAGAGGUCUAGAGUAUCGACCAUUCGAAGGAUAUUUGAUAUGGCGAAACACAGAACAAAGAGAUCUUCUUUUUUCCCAACGGGCGUGAAGGUUUGCCCUCAAGAGUCAGUGAAGCAAAUUUUAGCAAGCCAUCAGGCUUAUUACAGGUUGAGAGUUUGUCAGGAAGCUGUAUGGGAAGCCUUCCGGAUCUUUCUGGAUCGGAUUCCAGAUGCAGUGGAAUAUCAGAACUGGGUCACAGCCUGCCAGCGAGAAACUUUCUGCAUAUUUGACAUUGGGAAAAAUUUCAGUAAUUCUCAAGAGCAUCUGGAGAUAAUUCAACGGCGAGUAAAACAUAGAACCUUCCAGGAUAGGAAAGAGGAAAUUUCUACAGAGAAAACUAGUGGCAGAAAAUUGGAAGAACCUCCUUCUCCUGGUACAGCUCCUACAGGCAUCCUAAUCAAUGUGAUCAAUGACACCAAGGUUCCCGUGAAGGAGAUAAAGCCAGAGGUUCCAAACAUAGUCUCUGAGCUUCCUGUGGAGCAGAUGGUGGAGUUCAGCGUCACCCUCACCAACCAGGAAUACAGCCCAGAACUGAGUGAUCCUGCAUCUCCCCAGUAUCAGAAACUAGCUGCAAAAUUUCAGCUUCAAAUGCAAAAGAUUUUUGAGAAACUUGCAGGAUUCAAAGAAAUCCGAGUGCUAGGAUUUAGACAGAAGAAGGAAAAAGAUGGGUCAAGCAGCACUGUAGCACGAUAUGUUGUCAACUUUGAGAGAGAUGACUCGGAAGUUAAAGGUCCUGGGGUUGACAUCUCAACUAUUGGCUCCAACAAAGUUGAAAAUGAAAAGGUCCCCCUUAGUACAGAUGGACCCUUUAAACCAAAAGUGACAGACCUUCAGCAGAUGGUUGCCAUGGCGCUACAGGAAGACAAAUCACUAUCCAUGGACCUUGGAACGCUUCAUUUCACUGAUGGAGCCAUUAGGCCACCCAGUGAUGUAGACAAUGAUAUCAAAUUAAUGGUAACUGAUGCUGUAGCUGGACCUGGGAUGACCUCUGAUGUCCCACUGGUUUAUGGAAGUCCAGCAACAGUUACAGAAUCUUUUAAUGAAAUUGAUGAUACGAAUAUUAUUUUAGACUACUCAAUCCCUACAGUGCCUUUCAGUCUCCUGGAUAGUACUGGGGUUCCUCUAAAACCAGGGGAUCCUGAUUCACCUCCCCCGGCAGAUCAAUCAGCCAGCAAUGAUUUAAACCUCGGGUAUUCUGAGAUGCCAACGGAACAGUCAUUAACAUCUGCGGAAUUCACUGCUGACAUUUCUACAGAUAUCUUUCAGGAAGUCAGUGAUGAGAAGAGCGAAGAUGAAAGAAUGAAAGAGACCUUCAGCACAGGCUCACCAAUUGUCCCUGGGCAAGAUGUAAAGAUUACAGACCAGCUGGAAUCCUCAGGCGAUGACAUUUCAGCCACGUUGAGUACGAUGCCAUCCUUCAUUGGUCCUCCUGGUCUUCCCACAUCCCUUCCUGAAGAUGAUAUUUUGGGGCUGACAGACCAGAUCAUUUUAUUGCCAGCAGUAACUACUGGUGGCCCUUCAGUUGUCAUUGACCAGUCUUUUGAAGCCACAACCUCUCCUUGGGGAGCAGCAGACAGUGGUGCCCCUACUGGCUUCGAAAUGGGGGUGCAGGAUAUUGCCACUGAAUUAGGUACAGCAGUUCAUGAGGAUGGCAGUGGCUACUACGUACUGCCAGAAAUCCCACCUGCAGAUAUGACUCCAGCUCCUCCUCUGGAAUACGUCACUACAAGCUCCAUGACAACUGCAGCCAAAGGCAAAGAGCUAGUGGUGUUCUUCAGCUUGAGAGUAACCAACAUGCGCUUUUCCGAUGAUCUCUUCAAUCGAAGUUCCGCAGAAUACAAAGCACUCGAACAGCAAUUCAUGCAGCUGCUGCUUCCCUACCUGCAGUCCAACCUCACAGGAUUUAAGCAAUUGGAAAUACUGAAUUUCCGCAAUGGAAGCGUGAUCGUCAAUAGUAAAAUGAAGUUUGCCAAGUCAGUACCAUACAACAUCACAGAGGCGGUCCAUUGUGUGCUGGAGGACUUCUGUGAUGCAGCAGCUCAGCGCCUUAACCUUGAAAUCGACAGCUACUCACUUGAUAUUGAGCCAGCUGAUCAAGCGGACCCUUGCAAGUUCAUGGCAUGUGACGAAUUUUCACAGUGCAUAAAGAACGAGUGGACAAAAGAGGCUGAUUGUCUUUGCAAACCGGGUUACGUAAGAAAAGACGGGCUGCCAUGUCGUAGUCUGUGUGAGCUUGAGCCCGACUUGUGUGUUAAUGGUGGCAAGUGUGAACUAGUUCCAGGAAGAGGAGCAGUCUGUAGAUGCCCAGUACGUAGAAACAGAGGCGAGCGCUGUGCAAAAUAUGCUCCACCACCUACCCGAUCCAUCAUUUCCAAAGCUGUGAUGCUUGGUUUAUUAUGCCUCAUUUUUCUUCUCGUGACUUUAAUUAUUAAGCUAAGAAGAAAAUGCAAACACAAGAUUAAUCUGGAAGGCCCUCCCCUCAGCCAAUGCAACGCAGAGAAUGCUGUAAGAAUUAAUCCUGCUUUUGAUCACGAUGAGCCCAUCAGUAGUUUUUGCCGUGGGUCACGUAGUGUAAGUGCUUGUGUCAGUUCUUCAGAGAGCAGUGAUCAAGGAACAUUACAAAAACAUGAAAACGGAACAGGGUAUGGAGACCACCAGAUGCAAAGCAAAGAAUGACAAGUUAGUGUCUGAAGCUCUGGAAUCCCGGCAACAGCCAGUGGGGAUAAAGGUUUUCAGCAAGAGGAGCUCUUGCACUAUUCAACUUCACUCUUCAGGGUAAAUGGAGUUUUUGUGGAGGGAGGCAACUCUAAAGGCAACCAAUAUUUUCCCAUAAAACAUGAACAGUUUAACCGGAGUGUUUAUUUUUGCUUAAAGAAAAUAAAAUAAAGGAGGCUGCACCUAGGUUUCUGCAGAACUGUUGAACUUCGUUACAGAAUAUCCAGAUCAUGAAGGCAGUGCUAAAUAUAUUUAAUAUAUGUACAGUGUUUAUAUGAUAAAUAUUUUUGCUAUUUUUACACUUAGGUCUGGUUGAUGAAGCCGAUGCUGAAAGUGUUAUUACUGGCAAAUUCUAUCCCAAAACUAAAGGACAGUAAAUUACUGGGCCAAUCAAUAGUCAGUAAUGCAAUAGACGCUAUUUUAAGUGUAACUGCAGGAAAAUAAUCAAGAUGUUAUUCAAGGGCUUUUAAUAGGGCUUUAACAGUAUUUAGCACCACAGCUGGUUGUCAGUUUUUAGCCCUAGCAUAACCAAAUGGCAUCCAGCAACAGAUUUUUUAAAAAAAUAAAACAAAAUUGCCACUCAAAUAACUAGAAACAGUUUUAUCCAGAUCAAAUUGGAUCCAGUUUUUCCUAAAGUAAAAGGGAUGUGUUUGCUAUUGUCAUAGUAGGAAUAGAUUAUACAACUACCAUUUUCACACCACCUCAAACCACUGUCAUGUAGCAAAUUAGUUAAUGUACCAGACUUCUCAACUAGCAACAUGCAGGCAUACCUCAUAUUUCAAAACAAAUCCACACACUCAUCUAUACUGAGUCAUUUGUCUUUCAUAAAUGUUUCACCACACAUUAAAUGUAUAAAACUUCUUCUUAAAACAGAAAUGCUUCAGCUAUCAGGAGCAAGGGCGGGGGACACACACACACAGGAUUGUGUAUAUAGCCCCACAUACACGGGAGAGAUGCAUAGACUCGUGAUCAGAAGAGGAAGCACAACUCGUGUGCACUUCCUCAUCCCCCAGCCAGUUGUUUUCAAGUAGAUGCAUUAGGGACAGAACUGAAAAAAGGUUUAUAUAGGCUGAUGCAAUAUUUUGUUAGGAUUCAAUAUCACUCUUCCUUACUGAACAGCAAACAUUUUAAAUUUUCAAGUGCAUUUCUGCUCUGGGUGUAACCAUGGUACCCCAAACAAUCCAUGUAUGUGCACUUAGGCAUUAGCUCUUAUCUAAGCAAUAUAAUAAUUUGCUUUUCAUACAUGUUUACUACUCAGCAUCAAUACAUGUAAGGUUGAGCUAAUUAUCUACUGUGGUGUCAAGAAGGUUGCCUACCAAGUUAUAUUGGCAUAUGGCAUGUAGAUGCUGUAUUAUAGAUGAACACUCCCCCAAGGUAGAACAUGUGUUUACAGUGCUGGCAUAAUAGUCUAUCUGUACAUUUCAUCUUGAAAUCACUGGGAGAGCCUAUAUGGAACCGAAGAUACUGUUUCACAGUCUAAAUUAUACUUUUAGGGCAUACAUUUAGAGAUCUCGCACCACAUGCACACUAGGCACUACUAUUGGUUAUGUAAUUUAAGAUCAUUGUAUUCAUCUUGGAACUAUUUUUUGCAUGUGUUUAUUCAUACCAAUUUCUAUUAGUCAAGCACUAUACAUCAUUUUUACAUGUUGGUUUUAAUAAUGAAAAUUGUUCUUGACCAUAAUUUAUCAUCAAAUAUUAACUACCAAAUAUCUUUACUGGAUGAUGUUUUGUAUUUCAAUAAAAUAAAAUUAUUUAACUGGA